ACACCCCAGGUACCUGCGGUUUGGUUUACCUGAGUGAGGUGCGCUUGGAGCACCAAUAUUGGACAUUUGACACCUGAGAGGACUGCAACACUAUUCCUGUGGGUGAUUGAAAAGGGGACAUCGACAAUGAUAUUAUUUUUCAUACUUGCAGUUUUCUCCUCUGCCAGAGGCCUACAGGUGACCAUUGGACAACCUACAUAUGAGGUUGCGCGAGGCGAUGAUGUCACCCUGGUGUGUAGUUUCAUUCCUGCUGUACAUACCAACCCCUCCACGUUGGUUAUCAUCACAUGGUCCAUGGAGGCUGAUAGCCCUGUUGAUCCGAAGAUUGUUAUUGCCACAUUCUACUCUAUCAAAAAUCAAGUGGACAUCAAGCCUUCCCAUAAGGACCGAGUAGAGAUGACCCAUGACAUCACUGGAGGGCGGAGCACCCUGACCCUCCGCAAGGUGUCCAUGCAGGAGAACAGGCUGUGGCAGUGCAGGCUGCAAAUCCCUGGAGAUGAGGAGGGGACGCCUUCCGCCACCACCGAACUAGUGGUCCUGGUGGCUCCCUCUGUGCCCGUCGUCAGGGUGCAGGGCGAAGCAGAGUACUGGAGCAACAUCAACCUGACAUGUGUGUCUGAGGAGGGCUCCCCCGCCCCGACCUAUAGCUGGAAAACAAACGAUGUCAGGAAUACUCCCAGAGUAUUCCCACCGAGGACCACUGAGAAGAAUGGUGUUCUAUCUCUGUUUAAUAUCUCCAUGGAGACUUCCGGUUUCUUCAUCUGCACCGCGACCAACCAGGUCCGCUCUGCCAGCUCAAACUUCACCCUCACUGUCAUGCCCCCCUCCAUGAAGAUCGGGUCCACAGCAGCCAUCAUUGGAGGGGUCCUAGCUGGGGUCCUGGUCCUGGGGAUUGUCAUAUACUGCUGCAGGAAGAAGAGGAACAAAUCUAAACGGGAGAAUGUUCAAGGAGUUCCAGAAGCGGUGGAGUUCCAUGACACGCCCACACUCAAAGUUGGGGCAGGUUACCGGGACGACAUACCGGAAGACAGGACUGAGCGGAGCAUCGUGCUGCAUGACCAAUGCGAGACGAAAGGGGAGAUGGAGCAUGAUGACCAAAGUGUUAGAACAGAUUGUAGUGAUGGCCGUAAGGAGAAGUCUGAUGACAACCGCAACAACUAUGGAGAUCAGCGCGAUCGCUAUGGUGGCAGCCGUGAUCGCCUCGACGACCAGCGCGAUCGCUAUGGUGGCAGCCGCGAUCGCCUCAACGACCAGCAUGUUCGAUAUGGUGGCAGUCGUGAUCGCCUUGACGACCCACCUGUUCGCUUUAGUGGCAGCCGCGAUCGCAUUGACGACCCACCCAUUCGCUAUGGUGGCAGCCGUGACCGUCUUGACAACCCGCCUGCUGUUCGCUAUGGUGGCAGCCGUGAUCGCCUUGACGACCCGCCUGUUGUUCGACAUGGUGGCAGCCGUGAUCGCCUUGACGACCCGCCUGCUCGCUAUGGUGGCAGCCGUGACCGCCUUGACGACCCGCCUGUUGUUCGCUAUGGUGGCAGCCGUGAUCGCCUUGACGACCCGCCUGUUGGUCGCUAUGGUGGCAGCCGUGAUCGCCUUGACGACCCGCCUGUUGGUCGCUAUGGUGGCAGCCGUGACCGCCUUAAUGACCAGCAUGAUCGGCACAAUGACCAGUACGACGAAUCAUAAGAUGACCAACAUGUCCUUACACUAUUUCCAGGUUGUCCAAGGGAAUUACAGCCAUCCUCCCCAAUGCUAGUCUGCUGGUACAGGGAGCCUACUUCAGUAGUAUCCCAUGCUGGUGCAUUACACUAUAAUCUCCCCUUUGAUUCUAAUGCCUCACAAACAAUCAUUAAUGUUUCGCUAUUUCCAGGCUGUUAACUGCCCAAGGUGCUCAGUGAUUUGGACAUUUACUCAAUCAAAAAAUAUACCAGAUCCUGGUGCACUUGAUAACCGGAAUUUGGAAAAAUACAAAAAGGAUUUUAUUUGAUGAACAAACUUGGUCAUAGUAUUUGAUUAGCAUCCCCAUUAACUGUUGUAAAAGCAGCAGCUAUUCUUUCUGGAGUCAACACAAAACAUGACAUAAUACAGAACAUUAAUUUGACAAGAACAGCUCAAGGACAGAAGUUAAUUUGAUGAGAUGAGACCAAAUUCCAAACUGAAACAUGGCCCAUGGGUCACUUCUACACGGCCCUGUAAAGACCUGAAAGGACUGGAUCAAGAUCUGUGUCUAGGUGGUGAAGGCCUCUUUUCAACAGCUACUGUGUCUUAGUCUCCUACAUGAGGCUAACAGAAAGCUAUUGCCGUGCUAUUCAGAUGAACUCCUUUCAGAUCUUUUAGGGAGGUUGAUGAAUUACCUUGUGGUUGGUGUGAACCAACUGGACCUAAAUCAAGUUUUACCAUGAAAACAAGUGCCCUUGGGUUGUAUGACCCCAUGUGGUCAAUAUCUGUUGCGUAUGUGUGUAAUUAUGGAAUUGUUUUGACCCUGUGUUACAUCUUUUAAUUAUUACUUUGUGGUGAAAGUAGGCUACAUCAAAUCAUUUUUUUUUUAAUAACGCACUGAUUUCCUGUUCUAUUUGCUAGUAAUUUCUCCAAUCAAUAAAUGAACUGUAUGAUGAAUGGCAAGGAAAAACACUAUGUAAUUACGACAUUUUUAUUAAUUGAAAUGAAUCAUAUAUAUAUAUAUAUAAAAAUAAAAAAAGAUAAUAAAGGGAAGAAGUGGAGGAAAAACUGAGCUAAAAUCUCUGGAUUAUUUUUGUUUCAUUUCUUUAUUCCACAGGAUCACACCCGUUUUAUUAAUAAAAUAUAUUUUUCCCCCUUUUAAAACCAGACUCUUCUACCUCAUUCCAUGGGUACAAUUACCAGUUGGAGCAGGUUUAAGAUUUUGGGGGAGAUUAGUUUAGAUGUAUUGUUUUGAAUCCCAAAUCUAUUUAAAUAUGUGCUUGUAGUAGUAUUAUAGGUAAAAUGGUGGUAAA
Messenger RNA from Salvelinus fontinalis (brook trout), 2969 nucleotides. Its product is annotated as cell surface A33 antigen-like. Gene Ontology annotation, cellular component: plasma membrane. The coding region runs from base 127 to 1683 and encodes 518 amino acids. The transcript has 7 exons. NCBI's taxonomy places the organism in Eukaryota, Metazoa, Chordata, Actinopteri, Salmoniformes, Salmonidae. The record is from RefSeq and is a predicted model, not a curated record.